Messenger RNA from Aspergillus fischeri NRRL 181, 630 nucleotides. Its product is annotated as seipin co-factor family protein. The transcript has a single exon. Lineage: Eukaryota; Fungi; Ascomycota; Eurotiomycetes; Eurotiales; Aspergillaceae. The record is from RefSeq and is a predicted model, not a curated record. Bases 1 to 630 code for a protein of 209 amino acids.
AUGACGGACCCAAUGCUGGAUCUUGUAUCUCGACCAGAUUCCCAAUUCGAUGACGAGGAGCACCUCAAGUCACAGAAUCAGGAGAAACAGCCCAAGCAAGAACAGCUGGAGAAUGGAAAGCAAGAGCAUGCAGCCUCAGCUCCAACGCCAAAACCACACAAUCUUUUACCGAAUACCUUCACGAUAAGUGGGGAAUAUGAGGACAACAAUAUGAAUCCGAUCCUUUCGUCUGUUCUCGUCGUCCUCUACUCCAUCCUCCCUCCCCAUCUCCGCGCAGCGAUCCUCGAGACUGCGCUCACGCAUCCGCUGCUCACGACCUUCUUCCUCUGCCAGUUUGUCUGCUCAUGUAUUCCGGUCAUAAUCUUUCUGAUUGGGGCUACGAUUGCGGGUGCUAUAGCGGUGGUGGUGUUUAGCUGUUUUGCGCUGUUGGUGCUGGGGCCUGUCCUGGUUGCGACGACCGUCACGGGCCUGUUUCUGUGGGGGUGGGGGUGGGUGACGUUUGUGGUUGGCAGGUGGUUGGUGAGGCAGUAUUUGAGCGAAGAUGGGGAUGGAGAGAAGGAUCGUGCACGGGAUGGGGUGAAUGGAUUCAAUGAAUACGAUGCGGAGAAAGUUAAGGAGGAAUCGGCUUGA